GUUUUAUUGCACAGAUCUCAGUGUCCUUCUGCAGUUCCCGUAGAUUUCCGCGCAUUCCGCAACGCCUUCGAAGCUGGUUUGACCCUCGGCGUCUGCCGUCGGCAGCCGCCUGCCAGCUGUCGGCGCCUUUGUGCGGCGGCGGAAGGGGCGCGGGGCGAGGGUGGCGAGAGCGGGGCAGGAGCCGCGGGAGGAGCGGCGGGCAGUGUUUCAGCCAUGUCUGACAAAAGCGAGCUGAAGGCGGAGUUGGAGCGCAAGAAGCAACGAUUAGCUCAAAUCAGAGAGGAGAAGAAGAGAAAGGAGGAAGAAAGAAAGAAGAAAGAAACUGACCAGAAGAAAGAUGUUCUUCCAGUACAAGAAGAAUCUGAUCUUGAAAAGAAGAGAAGAGAAGCAGAAGCAUUGCUUCAGAGCAUGGGGUUGACACCCGAGUCUCCUGUUGCUGUGCACCCUCUGCGAGUAGUAACAGCGGAUACCUGUCUGUUUCACUAUUUAGUCCCUCCUCCUACCUCUCCGUCCUCCAAAUCCGUGAGUACGCCAAGCGAGGCUGGGAGCCAGGACUCGGGGGAUGGUGCUGUUGGAUCCAGGACGCUGCAUUGGGAUACUGAUCCAUCAGUUCUUCAGCUCCACUCUGAUUCCGAUCUGGGACGUGGACCUGUUAAACUUGGAAUGGCUAAAAUUACACAAGUUGACUUUCCUCCUCGAGAAAUUGUUACCUACACAAAGGAGACACAAACACCUGUCAUGACUCAGCCCAAGGAAGAUGAGGAGGAGGAAGAUGAUGUGGUUGCACCAAAACCAUUAGUUGAACCUGAAGAAGAAAAAACAUUAAAAAAAGAAGAGGAGGAAGAAGCUGCCCCUCAUGAACUCACAGAGGAAGAAAAGCAACAAAUUUUGCAUUCUGAAGAAUUUUUAAGUUUUUUUGACCACUCCACAAGGAUUGUUGAAAGAGCCCUUUCUGAGCAAAUCAACAUUUUCUUUGACUACAGUGGAAGAGACUUAGAGGACAAAGAAGGAGAGAUUCAAGCAGGAGCAAAACUGUCCUUAAAUAGGCAGUUUUUUGAUGAGCGUUGGUCAAAGCAUCGUGUUGUCAGUUGUCUGGACUGGUCAUCUCAGUAUCCAGAAUUACUUGUAGCCUCUUACAACAACAAUGAGGAUGCACCUCAUGAGCCUGAUGGGGUGGCCCUUGUAUGGAAUAUGAAGUACAAGAAAACUACCCCAGAGUAUGUCUUUCACUGCCAGUCUGCAGUGAUGUCAGCCACAUUUGCAAAAUUUCAUCCCAACCUGGUGGUUGGUGGCACAUACUCGGGCCAGAUAGUGCUGUGGGAUAAUCGCAGCAAUAAGAGAACCCCAGUGCAGAGAACACCGCUGUCAGCUGCUGCUCACACGCACCCAGUGUACUGUGUAAAUGUUGUUGGGACCCAGAAUGCUCAUAAUUUGAUUAGUAUCUCAACUGAUGGGAAAAUAUGCUCUUGGAGUUUGGAUAUGCUUUCCCAACCACAGGAUAGCAUGGAGCUGGUUCACAAACAGUCCAAGGCUGUGGCUGUUACCUGCAUGUCUUUCCCUAUUGGAGAUGUCAACAACUUCGUUGUUGGCAGUGAAGAAGGCUCAGUGUACACUGCAUGCCGUCAUGGCAGCAAAGCUGGAAUCAGUGAGAUGUUUGAAGGACACCAGGGACCAAUCACGGGUAUCAACUGCCAUGCAGCAGUUGGACCUGUAGACUUCUCACAUCUUUUUGUCACCUCUUCUUUUGACUGGACAGUAAAGCUUUGGACAACGAAGAAUAACAAACCUCUCUACUCCUUUGAAGACAAUUCUGAUUAUGUUUAUGAUGUGAUGUGGUCUCCAACUCACCCUGCCUUGUUUGCCUGUGUGGAUGGGAUGGGCAGGCUUGACCUGUGGAAUCUCAACAAUGAUACUGAGGUGCCCACUGCAAGCAUCACUGUGGAGGGCAAUCCUGCUCUGAACCGCGUGAGAUGGACACAUUCUGGGAGAGAGAUUGCUGUAGGUGACUCAGAGGGACAGAUAGUUAUAUAUGACGUGGGAGAGCAAAUCGCCGUGCCCCGCGGGGACGAGUGGACUCGCUUUGGCCGAACGCUGGCGGAGAUCAACGCCAACAGAGCGGACGCGGAGGAGGAGGCUGCGACCCGCAUCCCGGCCUAGGAAUCACUGGGAAUCACUGGAUGCCAACCCCAGGGUGGCACUGCUAAUCCCAGCACAGGGAGGAAUAUAUGGAUUCAGCAAUGGACUUUGAAACGUAUUAAGAUCACUGAAAAGCAGAUCUUGCAUUGUUUUGUUUUAUAUAUUAAUUACAGGUACAUUCUCGGAUUUGUGUAACUUUUAAUACAGUUAACUUUGCAGGGAUCUUCUUUUGCUGAAACACUAACCUGGUAUAAAUUUGCUACUUGGCUUCUGUAAAGUCCAAUCUGAAACAGUAUCUUUCUGAAAAGGAAAAGUUUCACUCCUAAAACUUUCUGUAUUACAGAUUAACCUUCAUUAGGCAGUAAAUCUCUGAAGCAUUCUUUACUUUGAGCUCUUCAAAUUACCCAUGAUAUGCAUGCAUAUGUUCCAAGUUUCAUUGUUUAUAUAUAGAUAAGCCUCAGACUCUGGUAGUGGGUAAUAUAUGUGAAUAAAAAUUUGUCUGUAGUUACAAACUUAUGUGAUAAUUAGACCUGAAUUAAUGAAAUACAUAUUUAAUACUA
Messenger RNA from Passer domesticus (house sparrow), 2696 nucleotides. It is a transcript of the gene DYNC1I2, whose product is annotated as dynein cytoplasmic 1 intermediate chain 2. Gene Ontology annotation, cellular component: cytoplasmic dynein complex. The coding region runs from base 214 to 2157 and encodes 647 amino acids. The transcript has 17 exons. Gene Ontology annotation, molecular function: dynein heavy chain binding; dynein light chain binding. Gene Ontology annotation, biological process: transport along microtubule. Lineage: Eukaryota; Metazoa; Chordata; Aves; Passeriformes; Passeridae. The record is from RefSeq and is a predicted model, not a curated record.